Nelumbo nucifera (sacred lotus) is the source of this 2492-nucleotide messenger RNA. RefSeq names its product protein KINASE OF THE OUTER CHLOROPLAST MEMBRANE 1-like. NCBI's taxonomy places the organism in Eukaryota, Viridiplantae, Streptophyta, Magnoliopsida, Proteales, Nelumbonaceae. The record is from RefSeq and is a predicted model, not a curated record. Gene Ontology annotation, biological process: protein phosphorylation. Gene Ontology annotation, molecular function: protein kinase activity; ATP binding.
AUUUCUGCUCUAUAUGAAACAGUUUCCUGUCCUGGAAUCUUUCUUCUCUCCCUCGGAUUCCAAACAGUGGAUCUAAACUUCGUUCUUUAACUUUAUUCUCUUGAGUUGUUUGUUGUUGCAGCCUUGCAGUUUUCUCUGCUACGAACCCAUACAAGAGUGAUUUCUGGAUUCAAUUUGAAUUCGUCGACUUCUCUGAGAGUGUUAUUGGAAGCAAAAUAUUUUCUUGUAUCCGUCUUUGAUUCGGUUCAACCCCGUAAUUGAUUUUCUGGCUCUCUGGUACCGAAGGAAAUGGCUGGACAAGUUGGUAUUACCAAAACGGCAGAUUCUUUUGAAUACGAGCUUCUUGAGGGAGAUGCUGAACAUGUUAGAACUGUUGUUGCUACACCAAAUCAGAUUAGCCCAUGGAUUGAUCCUGCUGCUUUAGAACUUAAACAUAGGAUUGGGAGGGGACCCUUUGGUGAUGUUUGGUUAGCGACUCAUCAUCAAUCCACAGAAUAUGAUGAGUGUCAAGAAGUGGCUGUCAAGAUGUUGCGUCCAAUCAAAGAGGAUCAGAUGCUCGCCUUUCUGGAUAAGUUCGAAAAUUUGUUUUCUAGGUGCCAAACAUUACAAGAUGUCUGUCUGCUUAAUGGUAUCACUAUCAAAAGUGGAAGAAUCUGCAUUGUUAUGAAGUUCUAUGAGGGUUCAUUGGGAGACAAAAUGGCUCGUCUCAAAGGAAAUAAGCUUUCCUUGCCCGAUAUCUUGAGGUAUGGAAUUGAAUUGGCUCAGGGAAUUUUAGAACUGCACUCAAAAGGGAUCCUGGUUCUAAACUUCAAACCUUUCAACUUCCUUCUAAAUGAACAUGACCAAGCAGUCCUUGGAGAUUUUGGUAUUCCUUUUCUACUUCUUGGGAUUCCGUUAUCCAGUUCAGAUAUAGCUCUUAGACUUGGAACUCCAAACUACAUGGCUCCAGAGCAAUGGGAACCAGAAAUAAGAGGCCCAAUAUCCUUUGAGACUGAUUCUUGGGGGUUUGCAUGCAGCAUUGUGGAGAUGUUAAGUGGGGUUCAACCCUGGUGUGGGAAAUCAAUAGAGGAGAUCUAUUGCUCAGUGGUAACAAAACAGGAAAAACCACAUAUUCCAAAUGGUUUGCCCCCUGCACUUGAGCAUGUUGUCAGUGGUUGCUUUGAGUAUGACUUUCGAAAUCGGCCUCUGAUAUCAGACAUCUUAAAUGCAUUCAAAAGCUCUCAGAAUGCAGUUCACAGUGGUGGAAGGUGGAGGCGUCUGGGAAACAUGACACUGACAGAUAAAUCAAUUAUCAGUGGUUGCACUGAGUGGUUCCUUUCAAAAGAUCAUCUUCAAGUAGGUGAUACAGUGCGGUCCAGAAAAUCCCCAAAUUCAUGCAAACCAGAAAGCAUGCACAUUCCAGAGGGAACUGUUGUUGGUAUGGAUAGUGAUGGGUUCGUCUUGGUGAGGGUCCAUGGAGUACAUGAUCCUUUAAGAGUCCACACAUGGACAUUAGAGCGGGUCACAUCUGGCUUGGCAGCAGGGGACUGUGUUCGGGUGAAGGAGGAAGACAAAAAACACUCACCUGUGGGCAUUCUGCACUCCAUCCAGCGAGAUGGCAGUGUAGCCGUUGGCUUUAUAGGAGUAGAGACUCUCUGGAAGGGAUGUUCUUCGGAGCUCCAAAUGUCAGAACUAUACUGUGUGGGUCAAUUUGUGAGGCUGAAGGCAAACAUCUUCAGCCCUCGAUUUGACUGGCGUCAUAAAGAGGGAGGAGAAUGGGCCACCGGGAGGAUUUCACAGGUUCUACCUAAUGGAUGUCUCGUAGUCAAGCUUCCGGGGAGGCUAGUUUUCAGAGGUUCAUGCAAUAGUUUCUUGGCUGACCCAGCAGAAGUGGAAGUGGUAUCUUUCAGAACAUGUCCUGGGGUAGUAAAGAAGUACCAACACCUGGAGGAUUUUCACUGGGCUGUUCGGCCGCUUGUAAUUGCAUUGGGUCUAUUUACAGCAAUGAAACUUGGUUUCUUUGUUGGGAAGACUUUGGGGAGGGCAAGGAGGAAGAAGGGCCAGAAUAUUUUGAUCCAAGGGGAUGAUCACCAGACGGAUGGCCAGAUUGGUGUGAAACCUGGGUGGCUUCCUUCACCAGUAGCAAAUGUACUUUUCAGGGAAGGGGUUGCUACUAGGUAGUUGUUCAAAGUUUCCUUUGGUCAUGGUUGGCACUGUUUGCUGAAACACAUGGAGGAGAACUGAUUCACUGAACAAGUUUUCUAUUAUAUGCUGAAUAUGAUUGAAAGCAGAACCGAAGUAAGAAAUGGUUGUAUAUAUGCUUAUUUACUGACUGGUGUUAUAACUUGUACGUGAUUUCUGUAAAUACGUUUACUUGGAUUUUCUCUGUAAGAAUCUGUACAGCCUUAUGCUACAGAGGAACUUCUGUGUAGUAAUAUGUUAUGCUACAGAGGAACUUCUGUGUAGUAAUAUGUUAUGGUGCAGAGGAACUUCUGUAAGAAUCCUCCAACUUA